GCACUGGGCUCCAUAUUCUUAAAACUUCUUCGAAAUUGUUUUUGUUCUUGCUGGAUUAUUCACGACUUCUCGACACCCCUCGACGACAAACCCCCCAAAUCGCCAAUCAUGGGUAUCGAUCUUGACAACCACCACGUGCGCAACACUCACCGUAAGACGCCAAAGAGUGACAAUGUCUACCUCAAGUUGUUGGUAAAGCUCUACCGCUUCUUGGCUCGCCGCACUGAAGCCUCCUUCAACAAGGUCGUUCUCCGCAGACUUUUUAUGUCCCGUAUCAACAGACCUCCCGUUUCCAUCUCCAGAAUCGCAUCCCAAACCAACAAGGAGGAGAAGAGAACCGUUGUCAUCAUCGGAACCGUCACUGAUGACAACCGUCUUUUGUCCGUCCCAAAGGUCAGCGUUGCUGCUCUCCGCUUCACUGCUACCGCCCGUGCCCGCAUUCUUGCCGCCGGUGGUGAGGCCUUGACCUUGGAUCAAUUGGCUCUCAGAUCCCCAACUGGAAGCAACACCGUUCUCCUCAGAGGACCAAAGAACUCCAGAGAGGCUGUCAAGCAUUUCGGUUUCGGACCCCACAAGCACAAGAAACCAUACGUCGAGUCCAAGGGACGCAAGUUCGAGAAGGCUCGUGGACGCAGAAGGUCCAGAGGUUUCAAGGUCUAAAUGGCCUAAUUGGGAAAGGAACGUUACGAACUUCUGGCUUUGCUGGUCUAGAUACCUCCAAGAAGGGUGGAGGGAUGUCAACAAGCUAUUUAAGGCGAGCUGGAUCCGCAGUACAGUCUUUAGCAUAUGAAUACUACAAGAAAAUGAUGGUAUCGAUGCAGAUAGGAGUAGUAAUCAUGAAUAAUUUGAUUCCACCCUA
This is a messenger RNA of Botrytis cinerea B05.10, 859 nucleotides long. RefSeq lists its product as hypothetical. NCBI's taxonomy places the organism in Eukaryota, Fungi, Ascomycota, Leotiomycetes, Helotiales, Sclerotiniaceae. Gene Ontology annotation, biological process: translation. Gene Ontology annotation, cellular component: ribosome; cytosolic large ribosomal subunit. Gene Ontology annotation, molecular function: RNA binding; structural constituent of ribosome. The transcript is spliced from 4 exons. The record is from RefSeq and is a predicted model, not a curated record. Bases 109 to 660 code for a protein of 183 amino acids.